ACAAGUAAAAAAAAAAAAAAGAGGCUUUUAUCUUUGGAGUACAUACAUUCAAUUGUGAGCAAUUUUGUUUUUCUGAUCUCUUUAAAGCCAAGAAAUUAUUCGAAUUUGAGAAGAAACUCAGAAUUUGUGCAGAAGGGUUUGUGAUUGAUCAGAGAGUAAGCAUGAACAGUUUUCUUUGUUAAUAAAAAAAAAGGGUUUAUGGAAGAGAGAAACAAAGGGUUUUUGGAAGAGAGAGAGAGAAUGGCGGAAAAGAAAAGCGAGGGAGUGGAGAAGGAGACGAUGAGUCCAUGGGAGCAGCAUGCGGCGGUUAUCAACCUCCCUCGUUUCGACUACAACGCUCCCUCUUCUCUUCUUCGUAACUCUCACUCUGGAUUUCUCAUCACUUGCACUCUCAAGCGAGAGAAGAGCGCCACAAAAGAAGCAAUCGCCAUCCUUCGUAAGUUCGUUGAGCCGGGUCAUUUUGACUCUUCAAACAACCUUAACGAGAAUAGUAUUUCCAAGAGACGGAAGUUGAUUGAUGAUGCUGGUGAGGAAUGUUUGGAUAGCAAGGAAACUGAGUCUGCUACUGCUGACUCUGAAGAUGGUAAACUUUCAAGUGCUGUUAAAGCAGGACCAGACAGAGAUGGAAUAACUGAUCUUUCUUUGGUUAAGCUCACAAGGAAUGGGUUGAUUCUCCUUACCUUUCCCAGUCACACACAACCUGACACAGUUAAUAUUGUCUCAAAUAUCAUCCAAGCUUUGGAAUCCGGGAAUGGAAGUUUGUUGGUUUGGUGUCAUCGCAUCUUCCCUAUCCAGGCUACCUGCAGUUUGAACGAAAAAGAACUACAAGAAGUAGUAUCAAUGCUUGUUAAAAAAUUUGUAGCUGCUAAACAGGACAAACUACAACGACCUCUAAAGUUUGCUGUUGGGUUCAACCGAAGAGGAAUUGAAGAAACUACAUCUGCGAAGGAAAAUUCAAAUGAUUCUAAAGCAUUUAGUUUGCUGGACCGUAAUAAAUGCUUUGGUGUGGUGGCGUCUGCAGUCAAUCAUGUUGUGGAAGAUUCAGUAGUGGAUCUCAGGUCUCCAGAGCUCUCUGUGCUUGUUGAGUUGCUACCCCUUUCUGGAGUACCCAAUGGGUCCAGAAUAGUCGCAGUCUCUGUUCUCCCCAGCAACCUUGUUAGUACAAAGCCUCGACUAUGCAUCAAAGCCUUGACUUCCAAUACUAAGGAAGCCUCUUUAGCUCCAUGAACACUGCGUGGACAAUGUUGCUUUGUCAGGUUACACAUCCUAGAAGCUAUAUCUAUUGGAUUUCGUAUGACCCUGCAAAUGGAAAUGGAAAAACACCAGCUAGAAAUAAGAAAUAGCUUACCUUUCUAACUUAUCACAAGUAAAAUCUGUAGUUACCUACUUUUCUCCACUCCUUCCAUUUUUGUUGAGCUUAUUAUAUCUUAAUAUCUCAAUAUUAAAUGUGACCUGCGAAAUCAA
Molecule: messenger RNA, 1464 nt
Organism: Vigna angularis (adzuki bean)
Lineage: Eukaryota; Viridiplantae; Streptophyta; Magnoliopsida; Fabales; Fabaceae
Exons: 7
Coding region: 199-1227 (342 amino acids)
Biological process (GO): tRNA modification
Molecular function (GO): RNA binding
Source: RefSeq, a predicted model, not a curated record